Molecule: messenger RNA, 508 nt
Organism: Salvia splendens (bonfire salvia)
Lineage: Eukaryota; Viridiplantae; Streptophyta; Magnoliopsida; Lamiales; Lamiaceae
Product: putative F-box protein At1g50880
Exons: 3
Coding region: 56-451 (131 amino acids)
Molecular function (GO): protein binding
Source: RefSeq, a predicted model, not a curated record
UACUCUCUCUAUAGACUAUUGUGAAGAACAAAGCAAUUCCGCCGUUCAAUUCUAGAUGGAUCAAGGAAAUAGUGGAACCGAACUUUGGGUUGGAGAGAGCUCAGAGUCUCAAGAAGCUGGUGAUAGUGUUCUGCCCCAAUUUAGGGUAACAAACAAGGAAGAUUUGUUAACAAAUCUACCACGAGAGAUAACGGAUGAGAUCUUAAGAAAACUCCCGAUUAGAAGCAUUAUGAGGUGCAAGUGCGUUCAAAAAUCAUGGCGCGAUUUGAUAAAGGGGGUUGAGUUCGCAGCGUCAUAUAAUCCGAAACCAUGCCUCAUUUUCCCCGAUAAAGACAGCGCCAGCUACGCGAUGUGCGACGAGACUUGGCAGCCGCUUUUCCUGUUCGGCUUGCCUCCUCCUCGCGAUCAUUAUUCACCGGAUCCUUUGAAGCGUCUCGUGAUUGGGUGGUAAUUUGGAGGAUGAACAACUAUGGAGAUGAAAAGUCUUGGAUAAAGCAAUAUAGUUUCC